Lates calcarifer (barramundi perch) is the source of this 3172-nucleotide messenger RNA. RefSeq names its product ceramide synthase 4a (gene cers4a). The record is from RefSeq and is a predicted model, not a curated record. Gene Ontology annotation, biological process: ceramide biosynthetic process. NCBI's taxonomy places the organism in Eukaryota, Metazoa, Chordata, Actinopteri, Centropomidae. The transcript is spliced from 11 exons. Gene Ontology annotation, cellular component: membrane. The coding region runs from base 34 to 1371 and encodes 445 amino acids. Gene Ontology annotation, molecular function: sphingosine N-acyltransferase activity; DNA binding.
UAUCCCGCGCACGGUGACACUAAACCCAGUGAGAUGAUGAUGGUGAUGGUGAUGACAGCGCCUCUCUCCGCCCUCAGCAGGAGCAGGUUGCGUCAAACACGCUCCUCCUCUCUCUAUUGCCGCUGUAACGCUUCCCAUCCCCAUCACAGGAGCGCGGACAGGAUGGAGACCCUGCUAAACGAGUGGCUAUUGCAUGAGGACUACUGGCUUCCCCCCGGUAACCGCUGGCAGGACAUUCAGAUCGAUGAGAAGGAAGGCCGCUUUCCCAUACCGAGGGACCUCAUCUACACCUUGCCGCUGGCCCUCGCCUUUAUAGCCCUCAGAUAUGUCUUUGAGAGGCUCGUCGCUGUCCCAUUCAGCAGAUAUUUAGGUGUGAGGGAUCGGAUUCGGAUUCGAGCCGCUUCCAUCCCGAAGCUGGAGACCUUCUACAAACAGAGCAGUCGACAACCAUCGCAAAGUGAGGUGGUGAGCUUGGGGAAGCAGUGCGGACUCUCACAGAGAAAAAUCCAGACCUGGUUCAGACACAGAAGGAACCAGGAUCGACCCAGCAACACCAAAAAAUUCUGCGAGGCCUCUUGGCGGUUUGUCUUCUACCUUGUAGCGUUCACAGCCGGGCUUGGCUCUUUGAUUAAUACUCCAUGGUUCUGGGAUCACACAGAGUGUUGGAGGGAAUAUCCCAACCAGCCCGUGGCAGAGGCUCAUUACUGGUACUACAUCCUGGAACUGGGCUUCUAUUUGUCACUGCUCAUGUGCGUCUCUGUGGAUGUCAAGCGAAAAGAUUUCAAGGAGCAGGUAAUUCAUCACAUUGCCACCAUAUUCCUUGUCGGUUUCUCCUACUGUUCCAACUAUGUGAGGAUUGGCACUGUGGUGAUGCUGGUGCAUGACUCUUCUGACUUCCUUCUUGAGUCUGCCAAGAUGUUUCACUAUGCCGGCUGGACGAGGACAUGUGACUCAUUGUUUGUCAUCUUCGCUCUCGUCUUCCUCAUCACAAGGCUGGUGGUGUUUCCUGGCCGAGUGAUCUACUCAACCCUGGUGGUGUCUCAAGAAUUCUUUAAGCCCUUCUUUGGUUAUUAUUUCUUCAAUACCCUGCUGUUAGUGCUGCAAGCCCUGCACAUCUUCUGGGCAUAUCUCAUCCUGCGCAUGGUCUACAAGUUUGUGUUCUUGGGCAAGGUCGAGCGGGAUGAACGCAGCGAUGAGGAGAGUGAGGUGGACGAUGAAGAGGAGGAGCCUGAGGAAGAAGGGGACGAGUGCAGCUGGGAGCAAAGGAAGGGUGCGAUUAACUCCAAACUAGCAUCACUGGCUAACAACUGUGUCCUGAACAACCUGACCAACCAGAGGAAUAUAAACAGCAGACUGCCCAAAGCCAGAUAGUGGAUGAGCCUCUCUCCUUUACUCAUCUACCAAGCCUCAUUGGAAAAAUAGUUGUUUCCCCCACCGCCUAUUGGAGAUGAACUUAUUUCUGACAUAUGAUACAUACAUACGGCUUCUCUACAUCCAACAAGGUCCAUUGAUGAUUUCAUAUCAGGGUAGGUCUGCAUCCUUCUUAUCUUCAAAAAAGAGGGCGAAGAAGCACCAAUGAUUGUAAAUCUGCACACCCAGUGUGAGAUUAGGAAGAAACGCCAUCAUGACUGUCACAUCACUGCAUAUUGGAAAAAUGAAUUGGCAAAACAAGACAGUAAAAAAUUAUUUUCCACCUAAUAACGUGUUGUUUUUGCAGAUUUUGUAUUUAUGCCGUUUGUUUUCAUUGUAUUAUAAUAGCUUGUUUAUAAAUACCUAAGGAUAGAAACUGUGCUAUAAUUCAUUUAUCCUUUCUUUGGUCAACAAGAGAAACUAAAUGUUUUAUACAAAACCAAGCUGUUAAUAAGUGUUAUAAUGUGUUUUAAACAAACUAAAAACCUAGCUCUGUAUCCAGGUAUGGCUGACUGUACAGAGAUCAAUUAAGAACAUUGAUUGUAGUAAAUCUGUUGACAGACCACUUUAUAGACUAUUUUUAUGAGCCAUGUACUCAACAGGUAAUUUUUACAUUGUUUUAAUCUGUGGCAGAAUACAUUUAAGGUUCUUAGGAAUUAUGAAGUUAUAUUUUUCUGUGAUAGGAUUUGAUUUAGUCAGUUAGAAGAGAUGUGGCGCCCCCUGGUGACACAAAGAAGAACAAAUCCUUGUAGAGGAAACUCCCUAUGUCUGAUAAAACUAUGCCUUUAGAAAAAAAAGUACUGCUCCUAGAAAUGCAGUUUUGAAUCAGAUAUACAUGUGUGAGUGUGUGUUUUUGUUAUAUUUUCUACUUAAAGUAUAAUUAUGACGAGCAGCAUGAUUUCUCAACGAGGUUUUUGUUCAGGUUUGCUCUGCUGUACUUUAGUUUUGUGCCUUGGCUGCUGUUUUUACAUUGUUCUGUGACAAGCACUUGAUAUUCCACUCUGUGUGUUAGAAGGAUUACCUUUACUGGACGAACACAUGGACCAGGCCUUACUGUGACUUGUUUUAAUGUUUUGUUUGUAUGUUGCUGAAGCUGGCAGCACCACAUAAAAAAGUAUGGGCAUCAGAUAGACACCAGUGAAAUGUGGGAUAUUUUUGACAAUGAAGUUGUAAACAUGAGGUCAAACAGUUUAAGGCUCAGAUGAAGAAAAGCCUUAGUGAAACAGAAAGAUUUAAUCAUUUUUAUAAAAGCUGGGGGCAUAUUUUCAUAUGACUAAACUAGGCUCUAAUAUGUUACUGGGAACAAAGGGUCAUUGGAUUUAACAUGUUUUCAUCCAAACACAACUGGAACACAGAUUUGACCUGAGUCAUUGUCUGUAAUGUUGUUUGGCUCCAGGUUUAUUUGUUUGUGAUUAUCAGUGCAGUACGACACAGAGAUAUUGUUAUACAUUACCCUCAUAUGCCAUAUGUCAUUCACUACCAAAACCGGUGUUACGUUUUCAUAGGUUAGUAAUGGCAACUAUUUAGUGGUUGCUGUGUUAGUCCACACAUUGCAUCUGAUUUAAUACUAAGACAAGGUGAUAGCACUGAAACCCACAGUACAAAGUGGGAUGUAAGAUAAUGACGUUGUAGAGCACUUAAAGGGCUGAUCCACUGAAUUACACACUUAUGACCCCUCUCUUAUGAGUGUACAUGGAAGCUUUGUUGAUUGUGUGGGAAGUUGAAAAGUUUUAAUAAAUUACUUCUGUUGAAGAAAUUAGCA